ACGACCUUGAACACGCGUGUGCGGCAUGCCGCAUACUUCAAGUUCAAGUUAUGUACUAGUAGCGCAGCCCCAUAUCUCGCCUUUGCUCAAGUUGUACCGCCCGCAGAUAUACUUUCAUACGAGUGGUCUUCAGUCCUUCUGCGUUGCUGUCCCAUCGGAUCCUCCAUGCGCCUCAGCCACGCUCAAGUUCUCUCUGAGAGGUUCAGACAAGCGGUGGAACGACUGUCGGAAGAUGACACACUCACUGAUGACACGCUGCACUCUAACGCGGAGGCACAUCUCGAAGUCCUCGACGAUCCGUCUCUCGGCCACCUGGAUACGCCAGCAUGGGUACACCGCGUAGGACGGUAUGCAACGCAGGGGACUCCUCAACUCACCGUGACGCGUCUUUUCAAUACGAUGUACCAAACGGCGGACGAGCUCGGCCUAGCAUCCGGAAAGCGCUAUGUCUCAGCUGCCAUUUGCACAUGUGCAAGUGACACUCACGGACUACGCGUCGGCGAACCUCAGGCUCAAUCUCUAGCUCAACGACUAUCUCGGCUCGCUUCCGCUUGGAUUGCGUUCAUGCUAUGGCCAGGCGAGUGCAAUUAAUAUGGGAAGCUCUUACUCUUGAUACUCUUGAUGAACAGCCGGUCGAGCAGCCUACACCUCUAGAAUGAAGGCCAUCCAACUCCGAGUUGAUCCACCAUACGAGAGCUCUGUAUGGACAGAUACAAGCCCGGUUAUGGACCCGUCAAAUAUAUGAGAGAAAUGGUAUGUACCCAUAUGAAUAACGUUGCUGGUAGCUCACACACGGCGAUUCGCAGCUCUUGAGGCGCGAUAAUUAUACUUGCUUCA
Molecule: messenger RNA, 837 nt
Organism: Rhodofomes roseus
Lineage: Eukaryota; Fungi; Basidiomycota; Agaricomycetes; Polyporales; Fomitopsidaceae
Exons: 1
Coding region: 166-591 (141 amino acids)
Source: RefSeq, a predicted model, not a curated record